This is a messenger RNA of Vigna umbellata (rice bean), 2043 nucleotides long. The record is from RefSeq and is a predicted model, not a curated record. Lineage: Eukaryota; Viridiplantae; Streptophyta; Magnoliopsida; Fabales; Fabaceae.
AAGAAGACAGGUGAGAAAAAGGAAAAGAUAAGACAUGAUAAGAUUGAAAAGUACAUGUUACUGAUUCCGUUCCGAUUUCACGUUCCGCAGAUUUAUAGUUGACUCCCUCACUAACACUCGGCACCUCCGAAUUUCAUUCAACAACACUCUGAGAUGCAGCAGCAAGCAGUGGAACACCUUGACGUUCUAACCAAAACCGGUCUCAAAACCGGUGUUUCCAAGCCCAGGGGAGAUGUGCAUCGCAACGGCGACUACCACCGCGCCGUUCACGUGUGGCUAUUCGCGGAGCGGACGCAGGAGCUGCUCCUCCAACGCCGCGCCUCGUGCAAGGACUCGUGGCCUGAUCUUUGGGACAUCUCCAGCGCCGGUCACAUAUCCGCUGGCGAUUCGUCGCUAAUCACUGCUAGGAGAGAGCUUGAAGAAGAGUUGGGUGUAAUCCUCCCCAAGGAUGCAUUUGAAUUGAUAUUUAUUUACCUCCAGCACAGUGUCAUAAAUGAUGGAAAAUACAUCAAUAACGAAUUUAAUGAUGUGUAUCUGGUAACAACUCUUGAUCCUAUACCUCUGGAAGCCUUUGCACUUCAGGAAUCGGAGGUUUCAGCUGUUAAAUAUAUCUUUUAUGAAGAAUACAAAAGGUUACUGGCCAAAGAAGAUUCAGAUUAUGUCCCCUAUGAUGUAAAUGGAGAAUACGGUCAACUCUUUGAUGUAAUCGAAAAGAGGUACAAGGAAAACACUGUAGCACGCAGUUUGACUCUACAGAAGCAAAUAAGUCGUUAUGCUCCUGUUUCCCUUAGUGCAGAGUUAUCUGGGCUUUCAGAUUUGGACAGAAAGGCUCUGGGUUUGGUUGUGAAGGCUGCAGCUGUUAUGGAUGAAAUAUUUCUUCUACAGUCAUGGUACAGUAAUCCAGCUCUUAGUGAUUGGUUGAAGGAGUAUGCUGAUUCAUCAGAGUUAAAUAAGUUGAAAUGGUCCUAUUAUCAGAUUAACAAGAGCCCAUGGUCUAGCCUUGAUGAAGAUGUGGCAUUCUUGACAACUGCAGAUUCAGCAAUAAGGUUGUUCUCUAACGCGACUAGGACAGUCAGAGAUUGGAAGGGUGUGGAAUACAGAGCAGCAUUUCCGGUAUCGAAACCUGCUUGCGCUAAUUUCUAUCCACCCGACAUGGACAAAAUGGAGUUUGAUUUAUGGAAGGACAGUCUAGAAAAGGAUGAACAGAAAAAGGCAACAGGAUUCUUCAGUGUUAUUAAAAGGCACAGUGAAUUUAUUUUAGAUUCUCAUCAGUCUGCUAGUAAAGGAAGUUCUCAUGAUCUAUAUAUAGUUCCUUACUCCGAAGAAUACCAACCUCUUCUUGUAAAAGCUGCCGAUUUACUGCAUAAAGCUGGAGACAUUACCGACUCACCAAGUUUGAAGAGGCUGCUACAUAGCAAGGCUGAUGCUUUCCUUUCAAAUAAUUAUUAUGACUCAGAUAUAGCCUGGUUGGAAUUGGACUCUAAGUUGGAUGUUACUAUUGGGCCAUAUGAAACUUAUGAGGAUAAACUUUUUGGAUAUAAGGCUACCUUUGAAGCAUUUAUUGGAAUCAAGGACGAUGAAGCAACAGCUCAAUUGAAACUCUUUGGGGAUAAUCUGCAGCUUCUGGAGCAAAAUCUCCCUAUGGAUAGUGCAUACAAAUCAAAAGAUGUGUCGGCAGCUCCUAUCCGGGUUAUCCAACUUCUAUAUAAUGCUGGGGAUGUGAAGGGACCGCAAACUCUUGCAUUCAAUCUACCAAAUGAUGAUAGUAUUGUAAAAGACCGGGGAACAUCAAUGGUCAUGCUUAAGAAUGUUUCAGAGGCAAAGUUCAAGCAUAUUCUUCUUCCUAUAGCUGCUGCCUGUGUUGCAGAGGAGCAACAAGAACAUGUAGAUUUUGAAUCAUUCUUUACCCACACAAUUUGCCACGAAUGCUGCCAUGGAAUUGGACCGCAUACCAUAACACUUCCAAAUGGCCAAAAGUCUACUGUCAGAUUGGUUAGUUGCAAUACCUCACUUGAUCAAUUUCUUUGAUUGCUAAAAUUUCUG